Messenger RNA from Ilex paraguariensis (yerba mate), 1560 nucleotides. The record is from the annotation of a GenBank genome assembly. Lineage: Eukaryota; Viridiplantae; Streptophyta; Magnoliopsida; Aquifoliales; Aquifoliaceae.
AUGCCUAUCAUAUUUGCUAGAAAAUUUGAAGGUCAAUCUUAUGACAUUGCUCGGGGUGAUGAUGACGAGAAGGAGUAUCUAGUAAAAUGGAAGGAACUGCCUUAUGAUGAAUGUUAUUGGGAAUUUGAGUCAGAUAUUUCUUCGUUUCAGCCAGAAAUUGAAAGGUUUAAUAGAAUUCGGUCUAGAUAUGGCAAACUAUCUUCAAGUAAGCAGAAGAGCAGCCUUUGUGAUGCGACAGAAUCAAAAAAGAAACACAAAGAAUUCCAGCAUUAUGAAAGCAGUCCAGAAUUUCUUUCUGGCGGUUCACUGCAUCCAUAUCAGCUUGAAGGUUUGAAUUUCUUACGCUUUGCUUGGUCCAAACAAACUCAUGUGAUACUUGCGGAUGAGAUGGGGCUUGGUAAAACAAUACAGAGUAUUGCAUUUUUAGCAUCUCUUUUUGAAGAGAGUGUCUCCCCUCAUUUAGUUGUGGCUCCCCUUUCCACUCUGCGGAACUGGGAACGUGAAUUUUCCACAUGGGCACCUCAUAUGAAUGUUGUUAUGUAUUUUGGCUCGGCACAAGCUCGUGCUGUCAUUAAGGAAUAUGAAUUUUACCAUCCCAAACAUCUUAAAAAGAGCAAGAAAAAGAAAUCUAAUCAAAUUGUGGCUGAAAGCAAGCAAGAUAGGAUAAAAUUUGAUGUGCUUCUAACAUCAUAUGAAAUGAUCAACAUGGAUUCAGCAUCAUUGAAACCAAUUAAAUGGGAGUGCAUGAUUGUUGAUGAAGGUCAUCGUCUGAAGAACAAGGAUUCAAAGUUGUUUUCUUCAUUGAAGCAGUAUUCUAGCAGACAUCGUGUUCUUUUGACUGGAACUCCUCUUCAGAACAAUCUAGAUGAACUUUUCAUGCUCAUGCACUUCCUUGAUGCUGGGAAGUUUGGUAGUUUAGAGGAGUUCCAGGAAGAGUUCAAGGAUAUCAAUCAAGAGGAGCAGAUUUCAAGGCUACAUAAAAUGUUGGCCCCUCAUCUUCUUAGAAGAGUGAAAAAAGAUGUCAUGAAGGAGCUACCUCCUAAAAAGGAGCUCAUUCUACGUGUAGAAUUGAGUAGCCAGCAGAAAGAAUACUAUAAAGCAAUUCUGACUCGUAAUUAUCAGAUACUAACUCGCCGGGGUGGUGCCCAGAUUUCUCUCAUCAAUGUGGUCAUGGAACUGCGCAAGCUCUGUUGUCAUCCAUACAUGUUAGAAGGAGUUGAACCAGUUGAUACUAAUGAGUUUCAUAAACAGCUGCUGGAAUCUUCUGGGAAAUUGCAUCUUUUGGACAAAAUGAUGGUGAAGCUCAAGGAGCAAGGACACAGGGUUUUAAUAUAUUCACAAUUUCAGCAUAUGCUGGACUUAUUAGAAGACUAUUGUAAUUAUAUGAAAUGGCAAUACGAACGGAUUGAUGGAAAAGUUGCUGGAGCUGAAAGACAAAUUCGAAUAGAUCGGUUUAAUGCAAAGAAUUCUUCCAGAUUUUGUUUUCUGCUAUCUACUAGAGCUGGUGGUUUAGGAAUAAACCUUGCCACUGCUGACACAGUUUUUAUAUAUGAUAGGUAA